AAUAAUCUCUCUCAACACAUAGCUUUCACAUUCUUUCAUGGCAAAUAACAAUGCAACUACACUCUCACUUGAGAUGAAGGAUGUUGUGAUCAUUAAACCUUCCAAACCAACACCUUCUUGUGUUCUUCCUCUAUCAAGCAUUGACAACAAUCCUGAGCUCAACGUUCUCUGUCACAUCAUUUAUGCAUACCAAGCAAAUCUUGAUGACCCAAAAGGCCAAUUACUAUUAGAUCCUUGUCAUGUGAUAAAACAAGGCAUUUCAAAGGCUUUGGUUUACUAUUACCCUCUUGCAGGUAAGAUAGUAACAAAUAAUGGUGGUGAUGGAAGACUUGGAAUCAAGUGCAAUAAUAAUGCUGAUGAUGGAGUUCCAUUCUUGGAGGCAAAUGCUAAUUGUGAACUCUCUUCUCUUCACUAUCUUGAAGGGAUUGAUGUUCCAACAGCACAGAAAUUGGUGUUUGAUUAUGACAAACCUUCUCUUCAUCAUGAUCAAACUAGUCAACAUCCCUUGGUUUUCAAGGUAACAAAGUUUCUUUGUGGCGGUUUCACAAUUGGAAUGGGAUUGUCACAUGCUGUUUGUGACGGUUUUGGUGCGUCGCAAUUCUUUAGAGCUGUUGCUGAACUUGCAAGUGGGAAAAGUGAGCCUUCUGUGAAACCUGUGUGGGAGAGGGAGAGAUUAAUCGGAACAGUUCUCAAGCAACCACUGAAAUUUCCGAUAGAUAAAACUUCAAUGGCAGUUUCACCAUUUUGGCCAUCUAAUGAUCUUUCACAUGAAUGCUUUCACUUCAAGGGUGAGAGCAUAAAGAGACUCAAAAUGGAGUUGAUGAAGGAAAAUGGUGAUGAUAAUAAUGGUAAGGAAAGCUUCACAACACUUGAAGCACUUGGUGCCUAUGUUUGGAGAUCAAAGGCAAGAGCUAUGGAAUUGAGUAGUGAUGGGAAGACUUUGUUGUGUUUAGCAGUUGGUGUGAGGCACCUAUUGGAUCCACCUUUGCCAGAAGGGUAUUAUGGGAAUGCUUUUGUGAAUUCAAAUGUGGUCUUAACAGUGAAAGAACUUAAUAAGAAACCACUCUCAGAGGUUGUGAAGCUCAUUAAGGAAAGCAAAAAACAACCUUGUAAUAUGGAAUACAUAAGAAGCAACAUCAACAUGUUGGAGACAAUGAGGAAAUGUAACAUUAAGAUUGGAGGUUUAGGUGCAUCAAUGGUAUUAACAGAUUGGAGGCAAUUGGAAUUGUUGGAUGAAGUGGAUUUUGGAUGGAAAGCUUCGGUUAAUAUGAUACCUCUCCCUUGGAACAUGUUUGGCUAUGUGGAUUUGACCCUUUUCUUGCCUCCUAGUAACUUUGAUCCUUCAAUGAAAGGAGGUGUUAGAGUUUAUGUUUCCCUUCCCAAAGCUUCCAUGCCCAAGUUCAAGGAGGAGAUGGAGGCUCUCAAGAUUAUGAAAGAUGAGGAAAGCAAGGUUCUCAAACUCUCGAAUUUACAAGUUUAAGUCCUGAAAUUUAGUUCACAAGUUUACAAGUUCAAAUGUUCAAGUAAACUCUCCAGUUUGAUCAUCCUACAUGAUAAUAGCUCCAAACUAGAAUGAUAUGGCAGACCAAGAAAUUUCCAAAUUUGUUUCUUCUUUGUUUGUAGUCCUUUGAUGUGCACCUUUGUUCCAAUCUUGAGUUGUGUGUGCUGUAAGCUAUGAAGCCACUAUAAGUACUUUCUUA
This is a messenger RNA of Arachis duranensis, 1700 nucleotides long. Its product is annotated as spermidine coumaroyl-CoA acyltransferase. The coding region runs from base 38 to 1480 and encodes 480 amino acids. The record is from RefSeq and is a predicted model, not a curated record. NCBI's taxonomy places the organism in Eukaryota, Viridiplantae, Streptophyta, Magnoliopsida, Fabales, Fabaceae. The transcript is spliced from 3 exons.